Messenger RNA from Nematocida minor, 213 nucleotides. RefSeq lists its product as uncharacterized. Bases 1 to 213 code for a protein of 70 amino acids. The transcript has a single exon. NCBI's taxonomy places the organism in Eukaryota, Fungi, Microsporidia. The record is from RefSeq and is a predicted model, not a curated record.
AUGGACGCAAGAACACUCGAAGAAGCAAUCAUGCAAACAGUGCUGAAAAAGCCGCAGAAGAGGAAGAUAUACGGGCAAAGAGAAGACCUUCUAAACGCCACAGCGCAUGAGUCCACUCUUAGCACAAGCUUUGUUCUAUGCUCUUUCAUCGUGUUUUUUGUAUGCUCCUACACGCUAGUCAGAUACAACACUGUGUGUCCACAGCCAUACUAA